This is a messenger RNA of Capra hircus (goat), 1984 nucleotides long. Its product is annotated as lys-63-specific deubiquitinase BRCC36. The record is from RefSeq and is a predicted model, not a curated record. The transcript has a single exon. Lineage: Eukaryota; Metazoa; Chordata; Mammalia; Artiodactyla; Bovidae. Gene Ontology annotation, cellular component: BRISC complex; BRCA1-A complex. Gene Ontology annotation, molecular function: polyubiquitin modification-dependent protein binding; cysteine-type deubiquitinase activity; metallopeptidase activity. Gene Ontology annotation, biological process: double-strand break repair. The coding region runs from base 54 to 1004 and encodes 316 amino acids.
GGGUUGGCCAGGGCCGAGCUGGCCGGAGGCGGACGUGAGCGGGCCGGGCCAAGAUGGCGGUGCAGGUGGUGCAGGCGGUGCAAGCGGUUCAUCUGGAGUCAGACGCCUUCCUUGUGUGCCUCAACCACGCUCUGAGCACGGAGAAGGAAGAGGUGAUGGGGCUGUGCAUUGGGGAGUUAAAUGAUGACUUAAGGAAUGACCCCAAAUUUACAUAUACUGGAACUGAAAUGCGCACAGUUGCUGAAAAGGUUGACACCGUCAGAAUUGUUCACAUUCAUUCUGUCAUCAUCCUACGACGUUCUGAUAAGAGGAAGGAUCGCGUAGAAAUUUCUCCAGAGCAGCUGUCUGCGGCCUCAACAGAGGCAGAGAGGUUGGCUGAACUGACGGGUCGCCCCAUGAGAGUUGUGGGUUGGUAUCACUCCCAUCCCCAUAUAACUGUUUGGCCUUCACAUGUUGAUGUCCGCACACAAGCCAUGUACCAGAUGAUGGAUCAAGGCUUUGUAGGACUUAUAUUUUCCUGCUUCAUAGAAGAUAAAAAUACAAAGACUGGACAGGUACUCUAUACUUGCUUUCAAUCCAUACAGGCCCAAAAGAGCUCAGAGUCCCCUCGUGGUCCCCGAGACUUCUGGAGCUCCAGCCAGCACAUCUCCAUUGAGGGACAGAAGGAAGAGGAAAGAUAUGAGAGAACUGAAAUCCCAAUUCAUAUUGUACCUCACGUAACCAUUGGGAAAGUAUGUCUUGAGUCAGCAGUUGAGCUGCCCAAGAUCUUGUGCCAAGAAGAACAAGAUGCGUAUAGGAGGAUCCACAGCCUUACACAUCUGGACUCAGUAACCAAGAUCCAUAAUGGCUCAGUAUUUACCAAGAAUCUGUGCAGUCAGAUGUCAGCGGUCAGCGGACCUCUACUACAGUGGUUGGAGGACAGACUGGAGCAAAACCAACAGCAUGUGCAGGAGCUGCAACAAGAAAAGGAGGAGCUUCUGCAAGAACUUUCUUCUCUAGAAUAAAGCAGGAGACAGAACAAGGAAGGAUGAAAAUAUCCAGGAAUAAAAUUAAUUAGGCUAAAUCCAUUUUGAAGAAGAAAAAUCGGGGGGACUCAUGUUACCUGACUUCAAGAUUUACUAUAAAGCUGUAGUGAUCAAGACAGCGCAACCGAUUUUGACAAAGGUACAGAAGCAAUUCAACGGAGGAAGGAUAGUCUUUUCAACAAAUCAUGUUGGUGCAGUUGGCAAAGAAAAGGAACUUUGACCUAAACUGUAUACAAUAUACAAAUUUGAAAAUGUAUCAUGAUGUUAGGUGUAAGAUGUAAAACUAUAAAACCUUUAGGGAAAAAAAAUCAUGGAAAAAUUUUUAGGAUCUUGGGCUAGGCAACAAACUCUUGGCCUUCACCCCAAAAGCACAGUCCUAAAAGGAAAAAGUUGAUACACUGGACUUUAUCAAAAGGAAAAACUUCUGCUCUGCAAACAAUUUAAGAGGAAGAUGUUAUUGACAGAAAUCACUUGCAAACCAUUUAUGGCGAUGAAUCCAGAAUAUAUUGUAUAAAGUCAAGAGGAAAAAAUAAUACAAUUAGGAAAUGAGCAGAAGACAUAAAUAGACAUAGCACUGAAGAGGGAAUGUUGAUGGCAAGCAAGCAUAGGAGAAAAUACUGAAUCUUAUUAGUAAUCAGGGGAUGCAAAUUAAAACCACAAGGAAUUAUGACUAUGUGCUUAUCAGAAUGGCUAAAGAAAAUAAUAAUGAAAAUGGGGACUUCCUGGCAGUUCAGUGAUUGAGACUCUGCCUUUCAGUGCUGGGGGCAUGGGUCUGAUCCCUAGUUGGGGAUCUAAGAUCCCAUAUGCCUCAGGGUGUGGCCAGAAUUUUAAAAAAAUAGUGACAAUAGCAGAUGCUAUUGAGCAUACAAAUUGGAGAUCUCAUACCUUGCUGAAUGGAAUGUAAAAUGGUAAGCCACUCUGAAAAAGUUUGGAAACUUCUAAUAAACUUAAACAUGAAA